Penicillium mononematosum is the source of this 428-nucleotide messenger RNA. RefSeq names its product nuclear transport factor 2 family protein. Lineage: Eukaryota; Fungi; Ascomycota; Eurotiomycetes; Eurotiales; Aspergillaceae. Bases 1 to 378 code for a protein of 125 amino acids. The record is from RefSeq and is a predicted model, not a curated record. Gene Ontology annotation, biological process: protein import into nucleus. Gene Ontology annotation, cellular component: nuclear pore central transport channel. The transcript has 6 exons.
AUGGCUGACUUCAACACCGUCGCUCAACAGUUUGUGCAGUUCUACUACCAGACCUUUGACACAAACCGCGCUGGCCUGGCUGGUCUCUACCGUGACCAGUCUAUGCUUACCUUCGAGACCAGCUCGGUCCAGGGUGUCGGUGCCAUCACUGAGAAGCUCGGCGGCCUGCCCUUCCAGAAGGUUCAGCACCAGAUUGCCACCUUCGACGCCCAGCCCUCCAGUGGAGAUGGCAUCGUUGUGCUUGUUACCGGCGCCCUCCUGGUCGACGAGGAGCAGAAGCCCAUGAACUACACCCAGUGCUUCAAGCUGCAGCCCGAUGGUGCCGGAAGCUACUUCGUGCUCAACGACGUCUUCCGUCUGAUCUACAGCGCCCAGUAAAUUAUGGGCCCCGAAACAAAUACCACGACGCCAUGACAGGAGGAUGUGUU